AUGUCAUUCAGGAGAAGGACCAUCAUUAAGUUUACAGCAUCAAGUGCAGCAUCCCGUUUCAGCUUUCAUUCAUUUCUUUCACGAGGCUUUCAUCUGAGAGACUCCUUUUGCAAAACUUGCAAGGCUUUCAUUCUGAGAGCUGUCAUUUCCUUUCUGCAAGGCUUUCAUCUAGAGACUCCUUUCUGCAAAGCUUUCAUCUGGACUCCUUUCUGCAAGGCUUUCAUCAUUUCUUUCUGCAAGGCUAGACUCCUUUCUGCAAGGCUUUCAUUUAAGAGACUUCUUUCUGCAAGGCUUUCAUCUAAGAGACUCCUUUCUGCAAGGAUUACAUCAAAGGGAUUUCAUUCUGCAAAGCUUUCAUCUGAGAGACUCCUUUCUGUAAGGCUUUCAUCUAAGAGAUUUCUUUCUGCAAGGCUUUCAUCUAAGAGAUUCCUUUCUGCAAGGAGUUCAUUUGAGAGACUCCUUUCUGCAAGGCUUUCAUCUGAGAGACUCCUUUCUGCAAGCUUGUCUUCUAAGAGAUUCCUUUCUGCAAGGCUUUCAUCUAAGACACUACUUUCUGCAAGAUUCUUUCUGCAAGGAUUUCAUCUAAGGGACUCAUUUCUGCAAAGCUUUCAUCUGAGAGACUCCUUUCUGCAAGGCUUUCAUCUAAGAUAUUCCUUUCUGGAAGGCUGUCAACUAAGAGAGUCCUUUCUGCAUGGCUUUCAUCUAAGAGACUCUUUUCUGCACGGCUUUCAUCUAAGAGACUCCUUUCUUCAAGGCUGUCAUCUAAGAGAUUCCUUUCUGCACGGAUUUCAUCUGAGAGACUUCUUUCUGCAAGGCUUUCAAUUGAGAGACUCCUUUCUGCAAGGCUUUCAUCUAAGAGACUUUUCUGUAAGGCCUUCAUCUGAGAGAUUCCUUUCUGCAAGGCUGUCAUCUAAGAGACUCCUUUCUGCAAGGCUUUCAUUUGAGAGACUACUUUCUGCAAGCUGUCAUCUAAGAGAUUCCUUUCGGAAAGGCUGUCAUCUAAGAGAUUCCUUUCUGCAAGGCUUUCAUUUGAGAGACUCCUUUCUGCAAGGCUGUCAUUUAAGAGACUUCUUUCUGCAAGGAUUUCAUCAAAGAGACUCCUUUCUGCAAGGCUUUCAUCAAAGGGAUUUAUUCCUGCAAAGCUUUCAUCUGAGAGACUCAUUUCUGCAAGGCUGUCAUCUGAGAGACUCCUUUCUGCAAGGUUUUCAUCUAACAGAUUCUUUUCUUCAAGGCUUUCAUCUGAGAGACUCCUUUCUGGAAGGCUUUCAUCUAAGAGACUCCUUUCUACAAGGCUUUCAUCUAAGAGAUUCCUUUUUGCAAGGCUUUCAUCUAAGAGAGUUCUUUCUGCAAGGCUUUCAUUUGCUUUCAUCUGAGAGACUCCUUUCUGCAAGGUUGUCAUCUAAGAGAUUCCUUUCUGCAAGGCUUUCAUCUAAGAGACUCGUUUCUGCACGGCUUUCCUCUAAGAGCCUCUUUUCUGCAAGGCUAGUCAAAUUGAAAACGCGUGGACGAUGA
Messenger RNA from Acanthosepion pharaonis, 1512 nucleotides. Lineage: Eukaryota; Metazoa; Mollusca; Cephalopoda; Sepiida; Sepiidae. The record is from the annotation of a GenBank genome assembly.